This is a messenger RNA of Penicillium nucicola, 987 nucleotides long. RefSeq names its product dihydrodipicolinate synthase family protein. The transcript has a single exon. Gene Ontology annotation, molecular function: 4-hydroxy-tetrahydrodipicolinate synthase activity. NCBI's taxonomy places the organism in Eukaryota, Fungi, Ascomycota, Eurotiomycetes, Eurotiales, Aspergillaceae. The coding region runs from base 1 to 987 and encodes 328 amino acids. The record is from RefSeq and is a predicted model, not a curated record.
AUGGGUUCUCAAUCUACUUCCUCUCAGCCUCAUGUGCCCGCCUCCGGCGUCUGGUGUCCUGCAGUCACCUUCUUUCACCAUGGCACCGACUCUCUCGAUCUCGAGUCACAAUCAAAAUACUUUGCCUAUCUGUCGACUACCGGUCUGGCGGGUCUAGUCAUCCUGGGCACCAACUCUGAGGCCUUCCUCCUGACUCGCGAAGAGCGAUCGCAGUUGAUUGCAACGGCUCGUGCAGCUGUGGGCCCUGAUUUCCCAUUGAUGGCCGGGGUUGGUGCACACUCGACCAAGCAAACCCUGGAGCUUGCUCAAGAUGCGGCCGCUGCGGGCGCCAACUAUCUGUUGGUCCUCCCUCCUGCAUAUUUUGGCAAAGCCACCAACAUGAAUGUGGUCAAGCGCUUCUUUUCUGAGGUUGCCGCCAAGUCCUCGCUUCCUGUCGUUCUCUACAAUUUCCCCGGCGUUUGCAAUGGGGUAGAUAUGGACUCGGAGACCAUCACGGCGAUUGUGCAGAAGUCGGCAUCGUCACACCCCAGUGGGCAGUCCAACGUGGUCGGCGUCAAGCUCACCUGUGGAUCGGUCGGAAAGAUUACUCGACUGGCCGCGACUUUUGCGCCCGGCACCUUUGCAACCUAUGGUGGACAGUCGGAUUUCUUGAUUGGAGGGCUUGCGGCUGGAAGCGUUGGGUGCAUCGCAGCUUUCGCCAAUGUUUUCCCCAAGACAGCGGCUCAGAUCUAUACCUUGUACCAAAAGGGACAAGUGGACGAGGCUGUGACGCUUCAAAGAAAAGCAGCCCUCGCAGAGAGCCCUAUCAAAAGCGGAAUUGCAUCCACUAAACAUGCGGUCGCAUGCUAUUCAGCCCAACUAGCAGGGAUUCCGGAUGCAGCGGCAAAUCUGGCCCCUCGACACCCGUACGAAGAGGUGAGCGAGGGGGCCAAAACGGCUAUUCGAACGGUGAUGGCAGAAGUCAGUGAGAUUGAGAAGAGGUUAUAG